Messenger RNA from Branchiostoma belcheri (Belcher's lancelet), 869 nucleotides. Its product is annotated as vitamin D(3) 25-hydroxylase-like. The record is from RefSeq and is a predicted model, not a curated record. NCBI's taxonomy places the organism in Eukaryota, Metazoa, Chordata, Leptocardii, Amphioxiformes, Branchiostomatidae. The transcript is spliced from 2 exons. Gene Ontology annotation, biological process: xenobiotic metabolic process. Gene Ontology annotation, molecular function: iron ion binding; oxidoreductase activity, acting on paired donors, with incorporation or reduction of molecular oxygen, reduced flavin or flavoprotein as one donor, and incorporation of one atom of oxygen; heme binding. Bases 327 to 869 code for a protein of 180 amino acids. Gene Ontology annotation, cellular component: cytoplasm; intracellular membrane-bounded organelle.
GUAAAGGCUCGUAUGUACACGUAGGUGAGGACCAUAUACAUAUCACAGCUUGGCUGCAUGAGGGUACCAGUGUUACACCCGACUGGCUUUGACAUUAACAAAAUAUUAGCAAAUAGACCUUCUCUUUGUAUAUGUACGCAAAUAGGAAGUAGCCCCUCCCGUUGUUUCAUGGAUCAAACAUGUCUUUUGUUGUUUUUCGUUGAAAUACAGGAUGUCUGGUCUGUGAAGGUAUAUAUAAUGUGCUUAAUCCCCACAAACCAUAGUGUUUCUCCACCCAUUUUCUUACUACCACGGCAAAAGGGUGUAAUUGCGCAUUCUUUGGGAACAUGGCCACCAUCGUCGGCUGGAUAAGUGAGUCCGUCCGGGAGAUUUUGACGAUCUCUGGGCUGAAUCUGCAGUCUUUUCUUGUCUUCUGUACGGUCUUCAUUCUGGCGUGUUUCCUCUUGAAGCGCCGCAGAAACCUACCCCCCUACCCCGCAGGACGCGUGCCUGUUCUCGGGCACCUCCUCGCCUUGGGCCGAGCGCCUCACCUCAAGCUGACGGCGUGGGGGCGGCAGUACGGGGACGUCUUCACCGUCAGGAUGGGGAUGGAAGAUGUGGUGGUUCUGAACGGCUACACCGCCGUCAAGGACGCGCUCGUGGACAGGUCCGAGCUGUUCGCCUCCAGGCCGCCAAUGUACCUGCUUGAUGCGAUGGUUGAUUUUGGAAAAGACAUAAUUACUGCGCGCUGGGGACCUGAGUUCAGACAGAGAAAGAAGUUUGCCACCGCCGUCAUGAGAAAACUGGGCAUGAAGAUCGGAACUGGCAGCAUUGAGGAGAAAAUCCGAGAGGAGGCGAGCUGUCUCCGCAACAGGGUAAGACAAAUCUGA